AUGUCCGACUCCUACACCAGCUCAUCAUACUACUACAGUUCCACAACCAGCACCACGAACGGCACAUCCACGACCGGCCACCGCUACACAACAAGCUCCCACACAGAUCCAGACGGCCACACAACCGUCCGCACCGCCCACCAAGACCUAGGCGAGCCGCCCGUCAUCGAAGAACGACGCUACGACCGAACAGGCCAGGAACAAGCCAUGCUGGAGGGACCCACGGCUCCAACACCACGCAUCACUGAACUCGGCGAGGAGACAGGAUCUACAGCGCAGGACGCCGGGAGUCGAUAUGGGGGUCCCGGAUUCGGGGCGGAAGAAGCUGGCCAUGAGCAGGCCCGUGGUCAUCCGUAUGACCGGUCCAUUGACAGAGUCACGAGCGUAUGA
Molecule: messenger RNA, 390 nt
Organism: Monascus purpureus
Lineage: Eukaryota; Fungi; Ascomycota; Eurotiomycetes; Eurotiales; Aspergillaceae
Source: the annotation of a GenBank genome assembly